Culex quinquefasciatus (southern house mosquito) is the source of this 1587-nucleotide messenger RNA. RefSeq lists its product as uncharacterized. Bases 1 to 1587 code for a protein of 528 amino acids. NCBI's taxonomy places the organism in Eukaryota, Metazoa, Arthropoda, Insecta, Diptera, Culicidae. The record is from RefSeq and is a predicted model, not a curated record. The transcript has a single exon.
AUGUUUAAAACAGACCACAAGAUCAUCCUGGCAUCCGUCCGCUCCAUAUCGUACCGCUCCAAAGUGGUACAUUCAGGGACAGCCCACAAGAAGUGGGAUGUAAAGCUUCUUGCAAACGAAAAAAAGCGAUCGGAGUUCUCGAAGUCAGUCCUAAAAAGACUGGAGCAGACACAAUUCAACACUACGGACACUGGGUCAUUUUGGGGUCAGCUGAAGGAAGUAUUAACUGGAGCUGCGGAAGAGGCCAUCCCGCCGGGAAAGAUGGCGCCGAUGUCUCCCAUCACACGAAGAGCUUACGCCAAGCUUCAAGGAAAGAUUAAUCGUCAAAAGCGGUUUCCGGAUGUUGAGCGUUGCCGUACAGAGACAGUUUUAGCCAGAAGCGAGUUUGAACAAGCUAAAAAGGAGCACAUCUGGAGGACGUGGAGAAAUUUCUUCACAAACUUGAACUGUGCAGAUCCCUACAUGUGGUUGAAGAAAACGUUCGAGUUUCUCAAAAGCCAAAAGAGGAUGAAAGGACGUAACUUGGGUAGGUGCUCAAUAUCGCAGUUCAAAUGGUUGGAGUCACUGUACGAAGCGGUGACGGAAGGACGGGACAUACCACUGCUGCCCGAAAGUACUCCACCUGUAUCGUUUCCAGCACCGACAGUUGGUGAAAUACGAGCCAUCAUCGCCAACUUUCGCAACAGCACAAGCCCAGGAUCAGACAUGAUAAAUGUGGAACUUUUAAAGAAAGCGCCGGACGAGUUCGUUGAGAAGUUACAUGAACUGAUUGCAGUGGUUUGGAAUAGUAAUGUUCCACCAGCGGAUUUCAUCGACACGGUCCAAGUUCCGAUACCUAAGAAGCCGUCUCCGAAGGCCACCACGGACUUCCGCAAAAUCACGCUGUGCAACGUGGUGUAUAAGGUGAUUGCCACUCAUCUGUUGUAUAAGUUGGACGAAGUCACGGGUGAGCUGCCGACGUACCAGGCGGCGUUCUUGGCAAACAGGUCAGUCGAGGAUCAUAUCUUUACUUCGAAAAGAAUAACGGAGGAAUAUUGGAAUCAUGGCAUCAGCCUGUAUGCACUGGCCUUAGACAUCCGACAAGCGUUCGAUUCCGUAAGCCAUGCCGCAGUGAUAAAAGCUCUUCAAACUCUAGGAGUCCCGAAUUUCCUCGUAAAUCGAGUAAUUAACCUUGCAUUAAAGGAAAAAACAUGUCUGCGUUGGAUGAACCAGCGAACACCCAAGGUCAACAAGGGAAAAGGUGUUAAGCAGGGCCGUCCGCUCUCUCCGCGUCUCUUCACCUUGGUCCUGCACUGGAUAUUGCUUAAACUGAAGCAACUGCAUCCGUCAGUGAACCUAGAGCAUUCGGUCGGAAUGAAGCCCCCCUUUAUCCUAGCUUAUGCGGACGACCUGAUGAUCAUCACCAGCUCACUCAAGGAAAUGGAUGAGAUUAUGUGGAGUCACAUUGUGGGAGGCUUCCACCUCACAUCUAAGGCGUCGGUCCGGUAUCUAGGUGCGUAUCUGACGGCAACCGUGAAUCGUCCGGAAUCGGUCAAGCGACGCUGCUCCCAAGGUUCCAGAGUUAGUAAAGCGAUACUUCCAUUUUGA